Molecule: messenger RNA, 2679 nt
Organism: Chlamydomonas reinhardtii
Lineage: Eukaryota; Viridiplantae; Chlorophyta; Chlorophyceae; Chlamydomonadales; Chlamydomonadaceae
Exons: 9
Coding region: 101-2176 (691 amino acids)
Source: RefSeq, a predicted model, not a curated record
CUUGAAAUCGCAACGUUUAAUUAUUGCGCUUGAUAUUUACCAGUGAAAAACAUAUAUAGGUCCCGCCGCAAGCAGGCGCGCUUUGCGCCUUUCUUAAACAAUGACGGGCCCUCAGCAGGCGCCCGCUAAGCAAGUUGUGGGGUUCCAUGUCGAGGGAGCGAGCCCAUCUCCCACGGCGCCAUCGCUGUUGAACACGAUGACGGCCGGCUCGCCCACGCCCGUGAUUAUUCCGCCCACUUUCCAGAGAGAGGCCUCGCACGGCUCGCGGUCGCAGGGCAUUGCGGACGCAGCGGCUCGCGCUCUGGAGGUCGGUGCCGCAACCUCCACAUCCACGGCGCAGGCCGCCCCUGAAGCUUCUGGCGCCACCGGGAGCCGCACUGCUGCUGCCCCGCCCUCGACAUCGGCGCCGCGGCCCAUCCACGCGGCGGAAAAGGCGGAGGCUUCGCACGCGGGCCUGGUGAAGAUGGUCUCGCAGGCCAGCGUGGGCUCGGAGGCGUCCGUUUCAACCGCCUCAGCGGGGAUGUUUUCUAUCGAUACCUCCACGGUUCGCCAAACUCCAUCGCCGCAACCCUCCCCCUUCGCGGGGCACUCAAAGCAGCCUGCGGAUGGCGCUGCCGACAAGGGUGCCGCCAGUGGGGCUGCAGGGUCUGCGGGCGCCAGUGGGCCGCCCGACGGCGCCAAGGGGCCCAAGCCCCAGCGCGAAAUGACAAAGGCUGAGCGCCGCGCUCUCCAAGAGAGCCAGCGUGCAGCUAAGGCGGCACAGAAGGCGGGGUCGGGCGCGCCGGCGCCUCCCGCCGCCAAGGGUGGGGCAGGUGGCGCGGACGCGGCGCGGGCGAGCAAGGGCGGCGGUGCAGCUGGAGGCGCGGCGGAGCCGCGGCCAAGCGGUGGAAAGCCAGCGGCAGCGGCGGGCGGCGCGGCACCGAGGGCAGACGGGGACCGUAGGGUAGACAGCGCCGGAGGCGCGGGCGCCGCAGGCGGUGCGGGCGGGGCCGGCAAUGCCGCCAGCGCGGCGGCGUCAGCCGGCGCCGGAGGCGCUGGCGGGGCCGACGGUGGCGCCGCGCCCAAGAAGAAGAAGGACCCGAAGGCGGUGUCGCUCAACUCCACUGAGCUGUUUGCGCACCUGCAGCAGUUCAAGCGCAUCAACGUGGGCAACCUGCUGCAGCUGCCGGCCGCCGCCAACAUCCACCCCGCCAUCCUGCAGCUGGGCCUGCGCUACGCGGACGGCUCCAUCCGCGGCGCCAACGCGCGCUGCCUCGCCAUGCUCAACGCCUUCUGCCAGAUGAUCCGUGACUACAGCACGCCGGACGGCAAGGAGCUGUCGCGCGACCUGCUGCGGCACCUGUCCGAGCACGUGGCGUUCCUGGUGGUGUGCCGGCCGCUGAGCGUGGGCAUGGGCAACGCCAUCCGCCACCUCAAGCUGCGCAUCUCGACAAUUCCGCCCGACAUGCCGGAGGCCGAGGCCAAGGAGCUGCUGGAGCAGGAGAUUGCGGACUACGUCAACGUGCGCAUUGACAGCGCCGACAAGCAGCUGGUGGGCUACGCUGUCGCCAAGGUGGAGCAGCAUGGCGACGUCAUCCUCACCUACGCCGCCUCGCACGUGGUGUGCCGUGCGCUGACCGAGGCGGCGCGCGCCGGCAAGUCGUUCCGGGUGGUGGUGAUGGACUCCCGGCCGGAGGCGGAGGGCCGUGCCACGCUGGGGCGCCUGCUGGCUGCUGGCAUCCCCUGCACCUACGUAGACCUCAACGCCGCGUCGUACAUCAUCCGCGAGGUCACAAAGGUGUUCCUGGGCGCGGCGGCGGUGCUCUCCAACGGCACGGUGCUGUCACGCGCCGGCACGGCGGCCGUGGCCAUGAUGGCGCACGCGCACAACAAGCCUGUGAUGAUCUGCUGCGAGACGCACAAGUUCAACGAGCGCGUGCAGCUGGACUCCAUCACGCACAACGAGCUGGGUGACCCGGAGGCGUUGGCGGCGGUGCCGGGCAAGCCCGAGAUGAACGCGCUGGAGGGCUGGCGCGACAACCCGCGGCUGCGACUGCUGAACCUGAAGUAUGAUGUGAUGCCGGCCGAGUACGUGACCAUGGUGGUGACGGAGUUCGGCAUGGUGCCUCCCACCUCCGUGCCCGUCAUCCUGCGCGAGUUCCGGCAGAGCGAGACCACGGUCAGCGGCCCGUUCUAAUGUAGCGCUUGCGUGAGUGGGGCUUGUGAGCGUCCCCCGACGGGGGGAGGUGCAGUGCAGGGUUGUGCGAGAGGGUUGGGGGGGUCAUGGCGCUUCGGGUGCAGAGCGUAUAAAGUAGGGCAUCGGAUCGCGUAUCUUGGUUGCUGCAGCAAAGAGCGAUGGCCCAAGGCUACCAAGCGAGACAGAUGCAGGUGGCAGCAGUGGUUUGUGGGUGGUCUGCCUCAGGAGCAUGGGAAGUUCCAACUGAGAGGUGCUGGCGUGUGAUUGAUUUGAGUGCAGCAGGAGUUUGUCGGGCUUAGGACACUGUUAGUUGAGCCCGUUGGCGGCCCGUUUGACUGAUAUCGGUGCAAGAAGGUAACACGGCACAGACCCGCACAAUACGACACAGUGGGACGCAGUGGGCGAUGCGUGCUUAUCUUGCGCCCACACACGUGUUGCGGGCGUGUACCUGAAAUGCACAGGCUAGUACAUAACCGCACCUUCAGCUGUAAGGAUUGACUGCA